CAUCAGAGCGCUGCCCAAAGGGAGCUGCCCUUCUCCCUUCGUGCUCCUGUGCUGGGGACCCAGAACCCCAGCACCCACCCCGCCCCAGCCAGUGCUUUCUUCCCAGCCCAUGGGGACGCUGGUGGCCAAGCUCCUCCUGCCCACCCUCAGCAGCCUGGCCUUUCUCCCCACUGUCAGCAUCGCGGCCAAGAGGCGGUUCCACAUGGAAGCCAUGGUCUACCUCUUCACGCUGUUCUUCGUGGCGCUCCACCAUGCCUGCAGCGGGCCCGGCUUGUCAGUGCUGUGCUUCAUGCGCCAUGACCUCCUAGAGUACUUCAGCGUCUACGGGACGGCCUUGAGCAUGUGGGUCUCGCUGAUGGCACUGGCCGACUUCGACGAGCCCAAGCGGUCCACGUUUGUGAUGUUCGGUGUCCUGACCAUCGCUGUGCGGGUCUACCAUGACCGCCGGGGCUACGGGGUGUACUCGGGCCCCAUCGGCACUGCCAUCCUCAUCAUCACAACGAAGUGGCUGCAGAAGAUGAAGGAGAAGAAGGGUCUGUACCCAGACAAGAGCGUCUACACCCAGCAGAUAGGCCCCGGCCUCUGCUUCGGGGCACUGGCCCUGAUGUUGCGCUUCUUCUUCGAGGACUGGGACUACACCUACGUCCACAGCUUCUACCACUGCGCGCUGGCCAUGUCCUUUGUUCUGCUGCUGCCCAAGGUCAACAGGAAGGCUGGCGCCCCGGGGACCCCGGCCAAGCUGGACUGCUCCACCCUCUGCUGCACGUGUGUCUGACGCUACGCCCGGCCGGCUCUGAGCUCCUGCCCUGCCCAGGUCGCGCUUGGCCAGCGUCCCAGACCGUUCCUCCUCCUGCAGCUCCCGCUGUCCUUCCCUGCCCCAGAGAAACAUCUCUUCUAUACCCUGAGAGAUCCCCGGGGGUCUGUGACGCGCCCACCACGCUGCACCAAAUGUGUCUCAAGAACCGGUUUAUUCCGUUGUGACUGGGUGCUCAGGACCAAGCUGGAAAGAUAAAAAUCUUCUCCUCCCAGGCCUUGCCACGACCCAUUGGCGUAUCUGGUGAAGCCCUAGGUUUGGCGUCUGCCCACCCCACUGCUGGCCGGGGGCCCGGGAGUCCCAGCCGGGGGCCAGCCAUGACGGGGACUCCCAUGUCAUCAGUUUUUUCUUGGAAACUUCAGUCGCCACCUCUGUCCUGUGCCCUCAGGCUCUGAACGACCCCAUUUAGGAAGCCUGAGCCAGCCGGGCCAGCUGUAUCCCUGGCCCAGGCCACUCAGGCGCCACCCCUCCCGCCGGGCCCCUGAAUCAUGCCGUUUUCAUAAUUAUAACCAGUAAGAAGUGCCUCGAUGUAUCCACCU
This is a messenger RNA of Saimiri boliviensis boliviensis (Bolivian squirrel monkey), 1353 nucleotides long. It is a transcript of the gene MYMK, whose product is annotated as myomaker, myoblast fusion factor. The record is from RefSeq and is a predicted model, not a curated record. Gene Ontology annotation, cellular component: membrane. NCBI's taxonomy places the organism in Eukaryota, Metazoa, Chordata, Mammalia, Primates, Cebidae.